UGGAUCGUGGAUAUAAUUUAACAAUAGUAGCUCCUGGGAAUUUUACGGCUACGACUACUCUAUAUCAUUCGAUUCCACAAAUAAAUCUUUCAGAGCCUAUUAACACUUAUGCGUCUCCGGAGUUUAGAGAAAUCUUUUUGAACGAAUAUACUUAUAAAAGCUUAGCCUAUGGAAGAACAGUACAUAAUAAAAAAUAUAUAGAAUACUUUAAUAAAUAUUUGCAAGCUUAUAAAGAAACCAAGGCUGACUUAUUUUUUUGUGACUAUGUGUCAAAUGAGGCUUGCUUUGAUCUAGCAUGGAAAUUAAAAAAGCCUGUUAUUGGAUUUGUCAAUCCAAUGCUUGGUUGUCCUGUGAGCAUGGAGAAUGAAUCAUUCUAUAAUCGGUUUAGAUGUGCUGUAGUACAGCCAUUACGACUUGGAUGGCAUUUUCGAAAAAAUCUAAAUUACCUCAAUGCUAAAAGAGCCGAAGUCGGUGUUAGCGGACAUUGUGACUUUAGAGGAACAAUAGCCAAUACUUUAUUUUUGGUCGAUAAUUUCUUUGGAUUUGAGGUCUCAUCCGCUUGGCUUCCACUUCAUCAAGAAAUUGGUCCUAUUUUACCUGAUAUUUAUCCAGAUCUAUCUCCUGAUCUCGAAUUAUUUCUUUCCGCUCAUCCUAGAACUAUGUAUAUUGCUCUAGGGACUGCGGCAUACACUACUCCUAAAAAUUUCGUUAUUGUUUUACAGUCUGCUCUUGAAUUAAUUAAUAGUAAUAUUCUUGAUGGUGUAAUCUGGGCAACCGUAAGGUUUAAUGAAUCGGAUCUUCCUUCUACAUUUACGCUUUCUAAUGGUGAUAUUAUAUCCACUUCAAAUCUUUCAAAUAAUUUAUACCCACAUAUCUAUAUUACAAAAUAUGCUCCUCAGUUUGCAAUACUUUCUCAUGAGAAUACUAAAGUGUUUUUAAGUCAUGCUGGCGUAGGUAGUAGUCAUGAAUCUAUGUAUACUGCUACUCCAAUGUUAUUACUUCCAAUAGGGUUUGAUCAACCUGGAAAUGCUGGAAAGUUAGAGCUUACAGGUAUGGCUUUACUACUUUCAAAACUUGAUUUAAGAGUUGAUGAUAUAGUAUCAAAAGUUAAGAGAUUAAUGUUCGAAAAAAGUUUUAAAAUAAAUGCGGAGAGGAUGCAAGUGUUGGCAAAAUUUAAUAGUAAAAGAAAAUAUAGAGGUGCUGAUUUAAUUGAGAUAGUAAUGAAUUUGGCAAUGCUCGAAGGUGUUAGAAAUGAGAAUGGUGAACUUGAAGUCGACAAUAAAGUCUUGAUGAGACAUUGGAUCACUCCUAAUUCAAGAAUGGGUUUUAUUAGAGGAAAUUAUUUAGACGUUUUUGGUGUCGCUAUAAUUAUUGUUCUAGUAACGAUUACUAGUCUUGUAUAUGGUUUUUAUAAGGUUAUUAUGUUCGCUUUUAAGAAAUGGACUCUUAGAAAUAGGAAUUCGCAAGAAGAUUCUUCAAAACCUAAAAAUGAAUGA
Messenger RNA from Scutellospora calospora, 1496 nucleotides. The record is from the annotation of a GenBank genome assembly. Lineage: Eukaryota; Fungi; Glomeromycota; Glomeromycetes; Diversisporales; Gigasporaceae.